AGAUUGGCAACCAGGAGUUAAAAGAAUGGGCGCCGCCUUGUCCCGCUGGUCUAGUUCCCUGCCCGCUUCUCUUCAAGGGCCAGCUCGGGCCGCCCUUCACGUUCCCUCCUCCCCGCCCUCCACGUUCCCUCCUCCCCGCCCUCCAAGCGAAGGUGCGCUCCCCUCUCUGUUCACACCACUUGGUGGCUUCCUGGCCCAUCGUUCUCCUCAUCGGCGGGCGGGCUGUGUGCCCCUGUCUGGGUCCUCAAUGACACCUCUGAGGAGAGGGACCUGCUGAGAUCUUACUUGGGGGAGCAAAGCAGGUAGAGAGAGAUGCUAAAACCUCCAUUUUCCUUCUAGGUGUUUGUCGGGAUCUGAGCAGCAGAAAAAGUGCCCCAGAGGCUACCUCUCCCCCAUUUCUAUAGGAAUAGACUGCACAGGUGAUUCAGACUGAGAUCAUAUUGGAAUAAAGGGCACCUUUCUAGGUGGAGCAGACGCCUCUCCUUGUCCUGCUACAAGCCGCUUCUGCCUGACACAAUGGGAUUGCUCAGCAGCGGGACCAGCUCCUUCUGCAGACUGUCAGAGAAGCUGCGGCUAUUUUCACUAUGAAAUAUUGCUGAGGCCUGACCUCAUCCUUGCUGCGGUUCGCAGUAGAAAGACGUGGUCUCUGCCAAGGUAACUUAAGUCAAACUAAGAUAUCUAAGUCAACAGACGGAGAGCUCAGGGAGAGAACUGUGGGUCCUCAGACUCCUGAUGAGACUACAGGGGCUUCUUUAAUACCGAUAACAUCCUUUUGGCUCUCGGAGCAGCGCCAUGGCGGUCGGAAAGAACAAGCACCUUACGAAAGGCGGUAAAAAGGGAGCCAAGAAGGAAGUGGUUGACCCAUUUUCUAAGAAAGAUUGGUAUGAUGUGAAAGCACCAGCUAUGUUCAAUAUAAGAAAUAUUGGGAAAACACUAGUCACGAGAACUCAAGGAACCAAAAUCGCAUCUGAUGGCCUCAAGGGUCGUGUGUUUGAAGUGAGCCUUGCUGAUCUGCAGAAUGAUGAAGUUGCAUUUAGAAAAUUCAAGCUUAUUACUGAGGAUGUUCAGGGCAAAAACUGCCUGACUAAUUUCCAUGGCGUGGAUCUUACCCGUGACAAAAUGUGCUUCAUGGUCAAAAAAUGGCAGACCAUGAUUGAAGCUCACGUUGAUGUCAAGACUACCGAUGGUUAUUUGCUUCAUCUCUUCUGUGUGGGUUUUACUAAAAAACGCAACACUCAGAUUCGGAAGACCUCUUAUGCCCAGCACCAGCAGGUCCGCCAGAUCCGCAAGAAGAUGAUGGAAAUCAUGACCCGAGAGGUGCAGACAAAUGACUUGAAAGAGGUGGUCAAUAAACUGAUUCCAGACAGCAUUGGAAAAGACAUAGAAAAGGCCUGCCAAUCUAUUUAUCCACUCCAUGAUGUCUUUGUUAGAAAAGCAAAAAUGCUGAAGAAGCCCAGGUUUGAACUGGGAAAGCUCAUGGAGCUACAUGGUGAAGGUAGUAGUUCUGGAAAAGCUACUGGGGACGAGACAGGUGCUAAAGUUGAACGAGUUGAUGGACAUGAGCCACCAGUCCAGGAAUCUGUUUAAAAAUCAGACUUUUAAUGGUGACAAAUAAAGACCUCAUUUGUGAUAGAAAAAAAACUACUGAUAACAUGACAGAUAUUAGAUCAUGAUCAUAUACUCAGGCACAAAAGCUGAGUAAGGAAAAAUAAGAUAAAGAUAAAAUUUAAAAAACAUUAAAAAAGCCCAGUAAUUUCCCAGAUUACAAAGAGUUUAUUUGCUUAAAGCUCAUUUAUAUGUUAGUUGGGAACUAGGAUUACAUUUUCUCAAAUGUGAGAACUAAAUUUACUCAAAAAAAACUCAGAAAAAUUUAUAGAAGUCAGAUGCCUAGGCUAGUCUUACAAAAGUUUGUUAAUCCAUAGGUUUCUUGAACUAUAGUGUAUAAAAUAAAAAUGCAUGGACUUCCCUGGCGGUCCAGUGGUUAAGACUCCAUGCUUCCACUGCAGUGGGCGCGGCUCUGAUCUCUGGUUGGGGAGCUAAGAUCCUGCAUGCCGUGCGGUGGGGCAAAAAAUUAAAAGAAAAUAAAAGUAAAAGGAUUUCAUACUGGCUUUCAUGGCAAAUAUACCAUGCAAACAGCGGUAUUAAACUGAAUUUUGCGGGCUACUGUGGAAUGUAACCGCGGUUGAUGGCACUGUUUGUAUAGGAAAUGCAGGCCUCAGUGUGUUGCAUUGAAAGGAGUGUGUUGGCAGCUCAUCUUUUUCUUGGCUGAGUUACUGGAGUCCUUGGACAAGUUGAAAGGAACAAGUCUGCAGUGGGUCCUGCCUCAAUAAAGGCCCACUCUUACAGCCCAAGUCAGACAUAGCUUGAUGGUAGGGACAUUUUCAUUUGCAUUCAUCAAGUGCAAGUCUCAGAUCUCAAAUCUUUUCCCUUUUUAUUCCCAUUCACCAAAUGUACUGAAUUUAAUACAAGCAGUGGAACCUGACAGACUUACUCUCAGGGUAGAGGAUUUGAGAAUGUCUCGUUCUCCCUGGCAUUGGGACGCUGGUCAGUGAGGAUAUAGCCUUUUGGCUGCAGGCGGGGCUGACCGGUACUGCUCCUUUCUCAAGCCUAGCUACUGGCUCCUUUCCCACAGGCACAAAGGAUGCAUUCACUCCUGAAUGACCUCUCCUGUUGACUGAAUGAAAUGGGAAGGAGGGGGAGCCUGGGAGCACUUGGCAGCCUGGAUCUUUCCUUUUUCACCAGCCCCCGGGCCAAAGGUGAAUUUUGCAAUAAAUUCCUUCUUGUACAUCAGCCAAUAGAGGCCAGCUCUCACAUACUCAAUGAGAAUUUUCUUAAUAAAAGUUGGGUAUUAAAUAAGAUAGUGACAGUAAUUCACUUUUAAAUAAGUAUUAAUAAGUAAACAGCCACCAAAAUUUAAAUAUUAGAAGAUGACAAAAUACCUAACUCUAUAAAAGAUUUCAGAACAAACUCUUUUCUUUUUUUACCAAGUGACUUUUAAUAAAUACAUGUUCAGCAAUGAUGUCGCCUCCCUCACUCUACAUGAAAUAAUAGCUUUUCCAACAAACCAAACUGCAAUGUUCUUAUAACUUUGAGUGUAGGAGACUGAAACAUGACCAAGUCCUUGGAGAUCAUCUGCUUUAAUCCCUCAUUGUACAGAGGUAAGACCCAGAAGGAAGAUGGUAUUUGUCCAAGGUCAGGGAGUAGCUGGCUUUGAACUGGAGCCGGAGUGUCUUACCUUAUUUUUUUCACAUUAUCUGCUCUGCAAAAAUAUGAGUAGAUUUGUGGUCAAAGAUUUGUAUGUUUCUCAAAUAAAAGUUUCCAAUUACAAAAAUAGUACAUGCUCAGUGUAGAAAACCAGGCAAAAAUAAAGAAAAAAGCAAAACCCACCCACAGUCCCAUCUCACAGAGAUACCACUGUUUAAAUUUGGCAUGUUUUACUAUGUAUUUGCAUAUGCACACAUGGAUGUGUACCGCUAGCUCACUUUUGCACUUAACACUCACUAUAUUUUGAGUAUUUCACUAUGUCAAUAAAGAGAUUUU
Molecule: messenger RNA, 3540 nt
Organism: Globicephala melas (long-finned pilot whale)
Lineage: Eukaryota; Metazoa; Chordata; Mammalia; Artiodactyla; Delphinidae
Product: small ribosomal subunit protein eS1-like
Biological process (GO): translation
Cellular component (GO): cytosol; ribosome
Molecular function (GO): structural constituent of ribosome
Source: RefSeq, a predicted model, not a curated record